Penicillium crustosum is the source of this 969-nucleotide messenger RNA. RefSeq lists its product as uncharacterized. The record is from RefSeq and is a predicted model, not a curated record. Bases 1 to 969 code for a protein of 322 amino acids. NCBI's taxonomy places the organism in Eukaryota, Fungi, Ascomycota, Eurotiomycetes, Eurotiales, Aspergillaceae. The transcript has a single exon.
AUGUUUCCUGUUAGACUAAACCGCGACGAUAGGAAGUCGAAGACCGUCAAGGCCAAGACAAACAAAACAAACAGAAAGACCUCAACCAAGGACCCAGAGGAUCCUACCACGGCUCGCUCAUCCACUUCCCAACGCAGGUCCUCCAUGCCUGGACUCGAGAGAUCAGAGGCCUCGUUCCUUGAAUCGAGAACGAGUCUACCGUACCCUACUUUCUCCAAAGCUCACAGCAAGGAGGGCGUCCGAGCCAGCAUCCCUACACCAGACCCGACCGAUUUGACACAUGACGACGGGAAGAACGGUCACCGCGAGAAUCACCAUGCGCCUCCUAGUCCGCCCCUGACUGGUCUCGACCAGGAGUCGAGGAAGGGCAGUAUCGUCAACGAGGAUGAGAAGGAGGCAGACAAACCCAAGAAAAAAACAAAUAUAAAAAUCAGAGCCUCCGAAGUCAACAGGUCCUCAUCGAGUCUCCGGUCAAAACGCGAUGAUAGCACCAAGUCCAAGUCCAGCAAGACGUCGCGAGCAGAGACCCCUACAAAGUCCAGACCUAAGGAUGAGACUGAAGCUUCGCCUCGGGCAUCAAGCCACAAGUCUAAGACAAAGGUCUCUGAUGAUCGGAAACUACCCAAGCGGUCGAGUCGCUCGACGAUGUCUGCCUCACAAUCGAACGUUACGCUUCGUGAUAUCGGCGCAGAGUCAGCUAACGGGUCCGAUGCGACGUCUAUUGCGCCCAACCAGCAGCAUUCGGUGCCACGAAAACCCAUGACCCCACCUACGAAGCCUCCCUCUCGAACCCAGAACCGAUCGGCCAUGUCCCAUCGUCGCACUCCAAGCGACGAAUCGAUCGAUUUUGUGAAACCAAGCAAUCCAAAUUCGUUUGGCGCGCCCCCCGCCUCCCCCGCCUCCGCCCGAAAUGCCUGCUACUAUUCCCCGAGUCGAUUACUUACUGAAAAAUGGUGGUUUGGAAAAUAA